GAUUUUUUACGUUUCCCUUCGCCUGUCGCCCACUACCUAUGAGACCGUUGGACUCCAAUCCUCUUCCCAAUAUGCCCCCACAACGUUCAUCUCCUAACGGAAAGGUUAAGGUCAUUAUCGUAAGAAAGAAAAACCGACCAACGGACCAACAGGUAUCGCCCCGUCUCUUCAGAGAGUUGGAAGCUUUUGAAAAGUGUCUGACGUUGUUAUAGCGAAUCCUUCACUGACAGUCGCCAGGGAGAACUUGAAUCCACAAUGCUGGACGGACUUCUUGGCCGUGGGUUCGCCUCCAAAUGUAAGCCGUUGAUUAAAUUGACCAAGACUCGGAUAGAUGUGGUUCGGAGGAAGAGAAAGGCGACUGAGAAGUUUCUGAAGAAAGAUAUCGCUGAUUUGCUUGCCAAUGGCCUCGAUAUCAAUGCUUAUCAGAGGGCUGAUGGACUUCUAGUUGAAUUGAUGCUUUCUUCGUGUUAUGAUUUCGUUGAGCAAUCAUGCGAUUUGGUAUUGAAACAUCUUUCAAUAAUGCAAAAACAGAGGGAAUGCCCUGAGGAUUAUAGGGAGGCUGUAUCAUCCCUUAUGUUUGCUGCUGCAAGAUUUUCAGAAUUGCCAGAAUUACGCAAACUUAGGCAAAUAUUUCAAGAUAGAUAUGGGAAUUCCCUGGAAUUAUAUGUGAAUCAAGAGUUUGUUGAGAAUUCUGCUUCAAAGCCAUCUACAUUAGAGAAGAAAGUUCAGCUAAUGCAAGACAUAGUGCUAGAGUAUUCGAUAACUUGGGACUCCAAGGCUUUUGAGAAGAGGAUGUAUAGACCCUCUACAUGUGUACAGGAGCAACCUACAAACUAUGGUUCUUUCAAUGUCACUACCAAUAAAAACGAACCAUAUAAUGGUAUGGGAACCAUCCCAAGAGGAGAAAAGCCUAAUGUUUCAUUUAAAGAAAGACUUGAGGUUACUAAUGAUGGGCGUGGAUUGUGCAAUGGCCUCGAAGGUACCAUAUCAAAAAGAGAACUGGACAUUCAGUCUAGACAUGAACUUUCUGGCAAGGGAUACGAUAUGCUUAAUUACAUAGAACGAGAUAUCCCGAAAAAGGAUGGUCAUGACAUUUCGUACCAAGGAAGGCAGGAGGUUGUCAAUGGCAAGCAUGAAGCAUGGAAUUUGAAGGGAGAUGCCACCGCAAAACCAGUUACAUCUGGAACUUCAUCUCGGAAAAAACCAGUCAUUGACGGUCGACCCAGGUUGCUUAUUGGUAGGGAGAACAAGUCUCCCGCAAAUGACUGCAGAGGAUCCUUAUUACAUGGAAAGCCAGAAAUUUAUCCUAGUUUUGCAGGACAGCAGUCGAAGGGCAAUGCUAAGGAACCGUUAGCAGGUAAUAAUCAUUCUGGUCAACAUGAUGUCACAAAGUCAGUGAAGAAAUUUGAGAAGGGUGUAAUAAUCGACAAUGUGAAGCCCCAAUACAAUAAGGCUCCCUCUCGACAGCAGUCGAAGGGCAAUGCUAAGGAACCGUUAGCAGGUAAUAAUCAUGCUGGUCAACAUGAUGUUACAAAGUCAGUGAAGAAAUUUGAGAAGGAUGUAAUAAUCGACAAUGUGAAGCCCCAAUACAAUAAGGCUCCCUCUCGACAGCAGUCGAAGGGCAAUGCUAAGGAACCUUUAGCAGGUAAUAAUCAUGCUGGUCAACAUGAUGUUACAAAGUCAGUGAAGAAAUUUGAGAAGGAUGUAAUAAUCGACAACGUGAAGCCCCAAUACAAUAAGGCUCCCCCUCCUUAUGUUAAGCCUAAUCUUAAAGCAAAGACUAGCAAAUCUGGACCCAAUUUAGGAUCUUCAAUGGCUGGUUUUGGCAGUAGUGUAGCCCUUACAGACACUUCAAUGCGCAAGGGAGGCAGAGCUACUAAUACUUCAGAGAGGAUCCAAUUACGUUCAGAUCACUGUGUCCAUCAGAGGCAGGUCGUGGGAACUGCAAGUUUGAAUGGUCAUGGCCAAGAGAAAGAUCAUCUUGAUCAGGACGGCGUAACUAGUAACUCAUCAUCAAAACUAAGAUCAGCCAGGAGACACGCGAAAUCACAUCAUGACCAUAAUAAUGCGGGCUACUUUGAAGACACAGGACGUUUUACAAGAAAACCAAGAAGCAAGGGAAGGGACAACUCAAGACGUGGCUUGCAAAUUUUGUUUGAUGAUGAGCAGUAUCACAACAAUGAAGAGGAAAAGAUUUUGGACAAACUCUUAAUGCAGUAUAGUAAGAAACCUUCACCCUAUGAACUAGGAAGGGUGAGGAAAUCCAAAACCAAUCGGGCACAUCACAUGAGCACUGAUGUGAGGAAAUCCCCACAGAAUGGUAAAGAUGUGCCUGAUGAGAAGCCAGAGGCUGUUCCUCCUCCACCCCGAUCAGUUUCUCUACCUCGUGAACAUACAGGUCAACCAGAGGUAACCAAAAAAUUCUCCCGCGCUGUUUCGUUUCAGUCUGAUAGGUCAAGUUUAGCUCGGCAUGUGCAUCCUAAGCUGCCAGACUAUGAUGAUUUGGCUGCCAAGUUUGCGGCGCUUAGAGGGAAGUAAAGAGGUUGAACUUUUAUAUCUUUUUACGUUAUCAGCAUGAGUGCAACCAUUUUAAAGUUCCAGCAUUUAUUCCUUUGGUUGAUCUGGUGCUGGCUAUGAAGAAAAGUAGCGCGGCUAUACCCUCCACAACUGACGUUUAUCACCCUACCAACUCGGCUUUACAGUUGCAUUGAUGAAUAGAGUAUAUUCUACAUGUGUCUAGUGCUGGAAUGUUCUUCUCUGCAACUAAUGCACAAUUGCAAAGGUUACAUAACCAUAUUUUAACAAAGUUCCUGGCCCUAUUCGUUGUGAGAGUUGUAAAAAUUCAUGUAGCUUCAAAAAAUAGAUUGAACUUGACAUUGAGAAGCUCAUAUUGUAUCAGUGUCCUUUGCACCAAACAAAGAAAAAAAUGAAGCUCAUAUGGUAAAUAAUUAUAAUCUUAGUUUAGGAUUCCCUUUGAAA
Messenger RNA from Carya illinoinensis, 2979 nucleotides. RefSeq lists its product as uncharacterized. NCBI's taxonomy places the organism in Eukaryota, Viridiplantae, Streptophyta, Magnoliopsida, Fagales, Juglandaceae. The coding region runs from base 256 to 2538 and encodes 760 amino acids. The record is from RefSeq and is a predicted model, not a curated record. Gene Ontology annotation, biological process: protein transport. The transcript is spliced from 6 exons.